GCGCGCGUCUGGUGCUUCAUUAAUUCUGUACAUUCGCUGGAUUUCGAUGGUGGCUUGACGCAACACAGAUUGUGAUAUUACAAAAUGAAAUGGCAUCAGCUAAAUGUACCGCAUCCUACAUCCACUGCUCCAUCGCUCCAUGGAAAACAUCCAGGCUCUAGCGUUUCUCAAGAUUGGUCAUUGCUAGGAAGCCAGGUGCCGCCAUGGCUUCACCCAUAACUCCGGAAGACGAACGCAUGCAGAAGAGCUUGCUCGACCAGCUGUUGCUUUUGAAGCUGCAGUUUGAUCCAUCGAGACUCAGCGAGAUCUUGUUGAAAAUAUCUCUCCUUUGCGAACAAGAUGCUGUGGCUUCCACCCUGCAGGAGUACCAUGCCCAUGCCCAGGUACUGCAAGUGAUGGAUCAGCACACCUACAAUGCAGAUAUACAAGAGGCUGGUUGUACUGCUCUAGCAGCUAUGAUGCAAGUUAGUGAUAAACUCAAAGAUCUUGUUCACAAGAAAAACAUCCACAGCCAAGUGUUAGAUAUCAUGGGUCAGCACAAGGACGAUCCCAAGGUCCAAGCAUCUGCGAUGAAAACCAUUGCCUUUUUGGCCAUGGCAGAAGACACAUGCAUAGCCAUGUUGGAAGAGGAUGUGAUAGGAGCCAUUUUAGAAGCCAUGAAGCUGUUCCCAGGUGACGCUCCGGUUCAGAAGAAUGCUUGUAAUGCCCUCAAGCAGUUGCUCACAGACGAAUUUGAUCGUCAGGUUGAGUUUGUUGACAUGGGCAAGCAUAGAUUGAUAACGGCAGCCGUCCAUUUCCACUGCGAAAACCAUGCAGUACUGGAGGAGGCAUUCUGGCUCCUUGCUAUACUAGCCAUCCCUGAGGAGUGUUAUGAUGUCCUACUUCAAGAGACCCAUAAGGAUAUCAUAGCGGCCAUUAAGAGGUUCCCAGAUGCUGUAGAAGUGCAGACUGCUUGCUGUGCUCUCAUUGAGGCUUUAGCUCAAACAGAGGACAGCCAGCAGCUCUUUGUACUGAACGAUGUCUCGGAUCUCCUCAUUGAUGCCUUACGAAGGUUCUCAGACAACGCCCGAUACCUGACGAUAUGCCUUAGUGUCAUGGAUAGACUAGCGGAAGCCAUCUUCACAGCUCCAAAGUGGUUAGAUAGGAUGCUGAAUGAUAACUGGAUGAAUGAAACUUUUAUGGCGCUGACUAAACAUCAGGAUUCACCACCUUGCCUGGAAAAUGCUUUGAGGGCAUUGACAACUCUGGUCAGUUAUAGACCCGGCAUGCUUGUGGAAAUGAUCACGGAAGAAAGUGCAAGUAUGGCUGUAGAUAGUGCAGUACUGAUGAGUCUAAGACUUCAUUCUAAGAACAGUAAAAUCAUCUUUGAGAUGGCCUGUGAUGCCAUCCAAGCACUGGCUGAAAACUCUGAUACCAUGCAGAGGAGUUUGGUUGAGAAGGGAGUUUUGAUUGAUAUUAAGUCAGGAAUGUUGACAUAUUCUCGGAGCCAUGAAUGUCAAGCCGCCGCCAGCAGAGCCAUCAGAGGACUAUGUCUUUUUGUCGAGGACCGAGACGAUUCCAUUCACCUAGUGAACCAACAGGCUGUGACUGAAGCAGGCAUACAUACCUUACUCUUUAAUGCUAUUAGGGGAUUCUCAGACAAUGGAGACGUGCUCCUGGAUAUCGUUAACACCAUUACAUGUCUUGCUGAUAUGGAUGUUGUGAAGCAUCAGUGUAUGGUCGAAGGCAUCCAUGAGGUCAUCCUAGAAGGAAUGGAACAAUACCAAGAUGACCCCAACAUCCAGGAACUCUUCCUAGAAACAAUGGUAGUCCUCUCAUCAGCAGAGGGAAUGAUUGACAUUCUUGUUGAUGCUGGGAUCCUCUCGCUCACUGUUGAAGUCAUGGAGAAGUACAGUCAGAUUGAAGCUAUCCAAGAGAAUGGCACCAUCUUGCUACAGACCAUUGUGAACAAGAAGAAGUCUAUUUGUGAUGACAGGCUAGCUGAAAAGAUUGCUAAGGCAGUCAUUAGCUCUAUGAAGAAGUUCAGAAAAGCACCUACAAUUCUGGCAGAGAGUUGUGUUGCCAUGCAGUUCCUAGCAGAUAUAUCCCAGGAAGUCACAAAGACGCUGGUCAAUUACAAUGCACAUGAAGAGCUUUUCCACAUACUAGAGGCUUACAAAGAUGACGAUACUCUUGUGAACCUGGUUUGUGAGUGUCUGUAUAUCCUAUGCUGCAAGUGGGAGUUCACAGAUCAGAUGUUACUCUGGGCAUGCAAGAAAAAUCUCAUGAAGGGAGUAGAGGUUCUGGUUGAGUUAGGUGCUGAUGUCAACGCUGGUGAGGGUUAUGAAACACCUAUGUGCUUUGCUUGUGAGAACAACAAUGUAGAUAUGGUCAAGCAAUUACUCAAACAGGGCAUCAGCGACUUGCACACGCCACUCAGUCUUAGCCUGAAGUUGAAACACCACCACAUCAUCGGUCUGCUUCUCUAUCAGAUGGGAUAUGAUAGACAAGCUGGAUCCUUGACCUGGAGUAGUCUUGGCCUAGUGAGUUUGAACCCUGAGUGGCUGUACAAAGUUUUCCUUGAUGAGGAACCUCCAGACCCUGACAGUUCAAAUGUCUCCGGCCUCACCGAGGCGGACAGCGGCAACAGCUCCAUCAUCGCCAACAAGAUCCUGAUGAAGCGAGAGUUGCGACAGCAGCGGCUCAAGUUCCAGGAGCAGCUGGCGAAGAACGACUUCACCAAGGUGCUGAAGUGGACGUUCUCAACUGCUUCACUGCCCAGUCCUGGUGGACCACGCAACCCCCUCCCCCCGGUCCCUGUCAGGAGGAUUCAGAGUGAAGUGCAGCAGCCCACACCGUCUGUCAUCAUUUCGGCUGCACAGUCACGACCAAACUCAAUGAUUGAGACCAAAGAACUUAGCCUAUUGGAAAGAAGAGCAAGCGACAUUAAUCCUCCAAGGUUGCUUGUGGAGUCUGCCAAAUUGGAAGGUUUUCUUCGUCGAGGCAGCGACCAAGGUGGAAGCACAGCAACGCUGAUGCCGUGUGGUGCCUCAACGCCUCAACCCCAGCGCCGUCCCCUCUCCGUCCCCGUCGGUUCCACAGCCGCCACGAGCGACACCGAUGAUGAGCUUGCCGAUUACUGGAGAGAUCAGCCGUCGCCAUCGUUGGGGAGGCUUCCUUCCUUGGAGUCUCGAUCAUCCCAGGGGCUGGAUAGCAGGUAUGCUCAGAUGCCGGAUGGGCGGCGCUCGCCGUUACCGGAUGGACGCCAGUCACCGCUGGCGGUGGAGACCAUGCUGAGGAACAGUGCUCGUUCAGCCUCGGUCUCAUCCUUCUUCGAGUCCUUUGACGAGACAGAUGCAGGUGAAACAACAAGGAGGAAAAGACUUAGCUCAGGGUCCGAGCUCCCUCCAAGGACAGGUCGCCUGCGUAAGAGAUCAUUAAGUAGCGCUCAACUUCCUUUCUUGAUGGACGAUCCAAGAUGGGCUAUGCAUUUCGAACAAAAUCUAGGCAGCAGCAUCGAGCUAUCCGGGUCAGAGUCAUCUAUAGCCAUUGUUCCAUCUAAACCAGUGCUUUCCAAGAGAGAAAGUGUUAUAUCUAUUACUUCCACGGCUGAUAGUUCUAGUAUGUACCUUGCUGAUGAAAGUAUAUCGGUACAGAACUUGGAUGUCAGCAGUCAAGAAGAAAGGAGAUUAUCUGGAAUCCCUCCUGGGAAAGUCUUUCAGUUUACAAGUUUUUCAUCCGAUCAGUAUGACAGCAGUACUGCAGAUGAUUUCUCUGAUGCGGGUAUGAUUGCUUCUAAUGUUCCUGAUGUAGUAUCCCAGAUCGGUGGCCAGAAACCUCAACGUAUGUAUCGUAACACCCCACAGCGGCAGAAGAGGCGAUCAUUGACAGCACCAUCGGGCAUGCAUGAUUUGCCGGAAGGACCGGAUGUCUGUAUAAAGUUUGUUGACCUCUCUGCUAAUAAUGUCUCUGACCUGACCCCGUUGGCCAGAGCACCUCACCGACUCCUCCAGGAGUUUAGGUUCCUCGAGAGGCUAGACCUCAGCGACAACGGUCUUACCGAGUUUCCUAGAGAGCUCACUGAUUGCAUGCCUGAGCUGCAGGAGUUGAAUCUAAGAUGCAACGGCAUCACCGAGCUACCCACCCAUUUGCUCAGUCUCAGCAAACUGACCCUACUUGACCUCUCCCACAACCAAAUCAAGGAUCUCAACAAGACCCGGCCGGGAGACACUGCCUUCAAGCUUGCCGAAUUGGAUCUGUCCCACAAUGCCACGGUGCGGUUCCCGUCCUGGCUCAGUAUGUUUGUGCCCUCGCUGCAGAAGCUCACACUUGCCAGCAACAAGAUCGAGACUAUUCCCAACAAACCUCUCAACCUUCAACUGUUGAAGAGCCUGGAUCUAUCUAACAACAAACUCACGACGUUGACCCCCGUCUUCCUUCACGGUUGCCUGUCGUUGGAGCAGCUCAGCGCUGCAAACAACCAGUUAGACUCUCUCCCUGGAGACCUGGACAACAUCCUUGGCAAACUGAAGGUUCUGAAGCUUGCCAAGAACCAUCUUGGCAUUCCCGAGUCACCCUUCAUCCCCAAAUUCAUCCUCCAUCUUCCAGUACUCCGAGAUAUCGAUCUGAGUGACAAUGGUAUCAUCGACUUCCCCCCUCCAUCAGAAUGGAAGAGUCAGACACUGAGGGAGAUCAUCAUCUCACACAACAAGAUCAAGAAGCUAACACUUGGUGAUAACCUAAGGAGCUGGUCAAAGCUAGAGAGAUUUAUCCUAAGCCACAAUAAACUUACCAAGGUUCCAAAGGAGCUUGGUCAGCUGACUCUAUUGGCAUCUCUUGAUCUGAGCCAUAACAAAUCUAUCACCACCAUUCCCGAUGAACUAGGUCAACUCAACAAACUCUGGGAGUUUCCCCUGGAUGGUCUGAAGUUAGACCUGGACCCGGCCAUACUGAAAGGCAGAACCAAAGACAUCAUUGGUUUCCUCAACCAGAAGUUCAAAAGGGCUGAAGCAUACAAUCGUAUGAAGCUGAUGGUCGUGGGUUACGGGGGUCGCGGGAAAUCUACCCUCUUGGCUCGGCUCCAGGGACAGAAGUUUGAAAAGAAGGGUGACAACAUUGCCACAGUUGGGGUCGUUGUCAAAGAGUGGGUCAUCCAGAUUCGUAAGAAGGACUUCUGUCUUAGUACCUGGGACUUUGCUGGCCAGGAAGAUUUCUACAGCACUCAUCCAUGCUUCUUGACAGGCAGAGCUCUCUUCUUGGUGGUGUACGACAUCAGCAGAGGACCUGAAGAGAUAACGACCCUGCGUCCAUGGUUACUGACCAUCCAGGCUCUAGCCCCAUCAUGUCCAGUUAUUGUAGUGGGUACACACAAAGACAAGAUCCCUAAAGACCAUGCAGAAGACUUCAUCACCGAUAUGCAGAUGAGAGUAUUGGACGUGUGCAGGUCACCCGGCUUUCCAGCCAUCAAGGGCUACAUCGAUCUCUCUGCCGUGACCGAGACGGGUGACAUCCAAAGACUCAAGGGAAUGAUUGAAGAUGUCAUCCUGAAUGAGAAGAUCAAAGGUCAACCCAUAUUUGGUCAGAUGAUCCCGUAUAGCUAUUUGAGACUUGAGCAGCUCCUGCAGGAGCAGGUGAAGCGAUUGAAGGGUGAAGGGAUGCCUCCUGUGAUGUUGCAUAAACAGGUUAUCAAGAUGAUCAGGGAGAAUGAUCUUCAGCUGGAUGAUAAUGAACUCUCGCAGGCGGUAAGGUUCCUCCACGAGACGGGUGUCCUGCUCCACUAUGAUGACCCCUCCCAGCAGCUAAGGAAUGUCUACUUCAUCGAGCCUCAGUGGUUAUGUAAGGUCAUGGCAAGGGUCAUCACCGUCAGGGAGAUCAAUCCUCUCGUCAGCAAAGAAGGGAUCAUGAAGGUGAAAGACAUUUCAUUGCUGUUCAAUGAUGGAGACAUACCCAAGCAACUCAUCCCCCAAUACCUCAAAUUAUUAGAAAGGUUUGAGGUGUCUCUACCGGUGAGUGAUGAUAAGAUACUGUUACCGUGCAAGGUUCCCAUCCAGAAACCAAAUAUAGCACUACCGAUAUCAGAUGCCAGGCAAGAUGUUCUCCUGCGCUACUAUGACAUGCCGUACAUCCCUCUAGGCCUGUGGUCAAGGAUGGUCCUACGUCUUUUACUCUUCUCAAAACACAUGAUGAAUGGAGAGGAGGAUCAUGCGGAGACCAUUCCCAUUUGGCACAUGCCUGUCUUGAACACACAGGGAUCUGUCACAUCUCACCAACAGUUUCGCAUGAGAUCGCACGAGGAACCCGAGACUGUGUUCUGGAGGGAAGGUAUAUAUGUCUGCUGGUCAGAGGAAGCCUUCUUCUUAAUAGAGCCAUUGAAGAAAGGGGAUACUCUCAAGAUUACAGUUCCUAAGACAAAGCAAGGUUACAGACUCCUAGGCCUGGUCAGUGAUCACCUUGAUGACCUGAUAGAGGAAUGGUUCCCUGGUCUAUGUGAGCUAGAUCCUAGACUAGGUAGACCCCUGGUCCAGAGGCUCGUACCUUGCAUUAUGUGUGACGGCCGUCCUCAUCUCCAUGAUUUGAGUGAUCUGUUGGAUCUAUCUGAGAAGAGUGAUACCAUAACAUGCCCCAACCAUCCAACUAGGAAGGUUCCCCUACAGAUUCUGGCUCCAGAUGUGACCCUUGCAGACCUGGAGGAUAAGUUUCUUCUUGAUCCUAGAAAACUCAACUUCAUUCAGAGGUCGGAGAAUUUACUAGGAGAUGGAAGCUUUGGUUCGGUGUAUAAAGCAACAUACAGAGACAAGUCUGUCGCUGUCAAGGUAUUCAGCAAGGGCGGGGAGAGUCAUCCACAUAGACUGCUACGUCAGGAGGUGACCGUUCUAAGACAUCUGCAGCAUCCGAGCCUGGUCUCGAUGGAAGGGGUAGGCCUGAAUCCCAGGAUCCUGGUCAUGGAGCUGGCUCCUUUGGGAUCCCUCAAUACUCUGUUAGCUAGCGGAAGGAUCAAAAACAGGAAUCUACAGCAUCGUAUAGCGAUGCAGGUUGCGGAGGGAUUGGCCUUUCUUCAUAAGAACAGGAUAGUGUAUCGAGAUCUGAAACCAGAUAAUGUCCUCAUCUUCUCCCUAGCUCUUGGCACCCUGCAAAAUGCAAAGAUCUCAGACUACGGCAUCUCUAGGUUUGCCACCCCCUACGGGCUGAAAUCAUCGGAAGGAACCCCAGGCUACAGAGCUCCAGAGGUCAUCAGGGGUACUAGCAACUAUAACACAGAGGUUGAUAUCUACUCGUUUGGCAUCCUUCUCUAUGAGCUGGUCUCUGAGGGGCGCCGGCCAUUUGAAGAGAUGGAGUUUAGAACAGAGAUUGAUGAGGCAGUCAUCAAGGGUCAGCAUCUUCCACCCAUAAGUCAAGGAGGAGUAGCCCCGUGGCCAGAUCUACAAGAGCUCAUUGAUCACUGUACUGAGCAUAUACCAGAAAGCAGACCAACCGCACAAGAGGCUUUUGAGAAGCUCAGUUCAGCGGAGAUGUUAUGCCUAAAGCAAGCAUCUGCCCUUCUGAGUGGAGUCAAUGUGGAAUGCCAAGCUGUCAGGACCUAUCAGAAGGAUGAUGAGGAGAGGACCGAGGUUUGGUUGGCUGGAGGAGAGAAGACCUCUACCAUGUUCUCUUGUUUCACCAUCAGAAAUUCAGAACAAGAUGCAUCAGUGCAGGGAAUGAUCAUUCAGAAGGGACGAGCCUUGUGCAUGGUGGCCAUUGGUCCAAACACCAUGCUGGUAGGAACCCAGUCCUGUGAGCUGGUCCUCAUCGAUCUCACCUCGAGCCCGUACCAAGUCAAACAUACCUUGCCUCAACUUUCCGAUGCUGUCCUCAGCCUCUCAUGGCAUGCUAAACGUAGAGAAGAUGGCAAAGUCUUUGCCGGUCUUGCCAAUGGUACUAUUGCUGUAUUUUCUGCAAAGAAAAUCAGAUCAGAUAAGGACUGCAAACCUGAUCAAUACAUCACGGUUGGAACGUACCACGAACCAGUCAAGUGCUCCUACCUGACCAAUAGCAGACUCUGGGUCGGUGUAAGAGACAGGGUCGAGGCAAUCACGCUCAAAACUCUUAAAUCGGAGGUCAAGCUGGAACAUGAUAAAAAAGAAACAUCCAAGGAUCCCAGGAAACUUGGUCUGGUGAAGAGUGUGGCGCUUGACAAAUGCCUGUGGUUGUGUCGUCAUAAUAGCAGUGUGAUAGAAGUAUGGAACACAGGCAAACAGAAGCUGAAGACAACCAUCGACAUCAAGGACUUAAUAGGUGAUCAAUUCCCGGGUGCCAGAAUAUCGGAGUUUGACGUCAAGUCCAUGAUGCUCCAGCCACGCACUGCAUUGUGGGUAGGUACAGCAGCCGGUAAGCUGGUGUUGAUCGACGUGCAUACCUACCAGCUGAUCACGGUCAUCGGAAGGCACGUCUCUGGUCUCCGCUCUAUCCUUGCUGUCAGCAAAGGUGUCGGUAAGGGUGGUGGGAAAAAUGAGUCGGUGGUUGUGACAGCGGGAAUGGGUUUUAUACCCAGACCUGGUGUACCACAUUUAACAGAGACCAACUACAGCUAUGCACUGGUGUGGGAUGCUGAACUCAAGAAUCAGGUCCGCUACCUCCAAGCCGACGCAGAGAGGCGGAAGAAGACCACCGAAGGCAACGCUAAAGGCUGGCAUAAGAGUUCCAAGUCAAUAGUUUCUCCUACCCACAUAGUCUCUCCGUCACACUCUCUCUCACCAUCUUGCACCGAUCCUGGAAGCCCAAUGUAUGGUAUCGACGUACUUCACAGACUCCAAUCUCAGAUAUCAGAAACAUACAUGUAGACACGUUCCGCCUUCUCUUGGUUGCGAAGGCCUCCUCGUUCAUCCUUGCAUGUGAUUUCAGGUCCUCGUAAACUACACAAGGCCAUGUAUGUAUUGUAUCUUCUGAAGGUUUCCAUGGCGAUGAAUGAAUCGGUACAGAGGCUGUACACGGUGCCAAGAAAAGUAUACGCUGUGUACAGUUAAGCUUCUAUUCUGAUAUAGUUUAUACUUUUAAUAUGAAUGAUAGGAUGAUUUAUUGAAAUUAUGAAUAUAAAAAUAUAUAUAUUUACAUAAUUACAUUCUAAUCCCAUUUAUAUUUUAUCACACACGCUCCCACGGAUAGGUAUGCGUUCAUGAUCCGCCUAUGGUAAGUCAAAGUAUACAUAAAUGGAAAGGAUCAGGGGCGUUGUUUUCACAAAGCAACUUGCCACAUGAUUUUUACUGGAAAAAUUGCUCUGAGCCAAUCAGGUGCAAGGAUCUCAGUAGCUUUUAACAGUCAUGAACUUCUAAUUGUUUCAUGAAAUGCCCCCAUAUAUGUUCCUUUCAACCAGCUCCAA
Molecule: messenger RNA, 9331 nt
Organism: Lytechinus variegatus (green sea urchin)
Lineage: Eukaryota; Metazoa; Echinodermata; Echinoidea; Temnopleuroida; Toxopneustidae
Product: leucine-rich repeat serine/threonine-protein kinase 2-like
Biological process (GO): protein phosphorylation
Molecular function (GO): protein binding; GTPase activity; GTP binding
Source: RefSeq, a predicted model, not a curated record